AUGCAGCAGUGGACUUCGCUUCUUGCAGCCAUUGGGCUGCUCACUAAUGGUGUGGGCGCACAGAACAUGCUGCGUUUUGCUUGCUCACAGCUCGUUGUUGACCGCGUCGAUCCUCUCGUCAACCCGGGCAUGCGCUACACUCCCCAUCUUCACCAGAUCGUUGGUGGCAACUCCUUCAACCUGACCAUGACCCCGGUUGAAUACGACCUCGCCAAGCGGUCAACUUGCACCUCCUGCAGCUUUGUUCAAGACAAGUCCAACUACUGGACCGCUGUCAUGUUCUUCCGAGCAAAGAACGGUUCUUAUCACCGCGUGCCCCAAGUCGGCAACGGUGGUCCUCAGGGCAAGCUCAUCAACAACGGCGGUCUCGCCAUUUACUACAUCCCCAGCGGCAGGACCACGGCCUUUGCUCCUGGCUUCCGUAUGCUUGCUGGCAACGCUGCUGAGACGGACGACAACAAGGUCAACAGGGGUAACAUCUGCCACCGCUGCUGGACGUCGACGAAUGAGGACAAUUUCGUCGGCGGCGCUCCUUGCACGGGCAGUGACACUGUCGCCAUUCCCCAGGACACUCGCUGCAAGAUGAUCCGCCAGACCAUAAUCUUCCCUCACUGCUGGGAUGGCCGAAAUCUUGACUCUCCCGACCACAAGUCUCACGUAGCUUAUGGCCAGGGCUCGGGUGCCACUGGCGGUGGUCCCUGCCCGUCGAGCCACCCCGUCAAACUGCCACAGCUCAUGUACGAAAUCAUGUGGAACGUCACCAACUUUGCCGACAGGAGCAUCUGGCCCGACUCUGGCCCAGCCUUCGUGUACAGCAUGAACCUUGGAGGUUCGGCUGCCCACGGUGACUAUCUCUUCGGCUGGGAGGGCAACGUCCUGCAGAGGGCCAUGGACAACGGCUGCAACCUCAACCGCGAUUGCCCUGCUGCUGGUCUCACUUAUCAGCCUCCGGAGAAGUACAACGCAUGCACUAUCAAGCAACAGGCCCCCGAGCCCGUCGACGGCUGGCUCAAGGCCAUGCCCAUGGGCGAACCUGCUCUCCAGGCUUGA
Molecule: messenger RNA, 1050 nt
Organism: Thermochaetoides thermophila DSM 1495
Lineage: Eukaryota; Fungi; Ascomycota; Sordariomycetes; Sordariales; Chaetomiaceae
Exons: 5
Coding region: 1-1050 (349 amino acids)
Source: RefSeq, a predicted model, not a curated record